This is a messenger RNA of Cucurbita moschata (crookneck pumpkin), 1681 nucleotides long. Its product is annotated as protein DETOXIFICATION 49-like. Bases 75 to 1649 code for a protein of 524 amino acids. The record is from RefSeq and is a predicted model, not a curated record. The transcript has a single exon. Gene Ontology annotation, cellular component: membrane. Gene Ontology annotation, biological process: xenobiotic detoxification by transmembrane export across the plasma membrane. Lineage: Eukaryota; Viridiplantae; Streptophyta; Magnoliopsida; Cucurbitales; Cucurbitaceae. Gene Ontology annotation, molecular function: antiporter activity; xenobiotic transmembrane transporter activity.
UUCUCUUUCUAUCAACUCUUACCUCCUUUGUCUGUGUAUCUAACACGAUUGUUUGUGAGGGCACACAGGAAAUUAUGGGUGGUUCUGAAGUUGCUUACCUUGACUCAAUUAAUGACGACCUUGAGAAGCCUACCAAUACCAAUAACAAUACCAAUAGCAUGCAUCAUCUCACAGACCCACUGAUCCCGCAACAAAACAGACACAAACCAACUAACAAUACCAAUACCAAUACCCAUUUCUCCUUGGCCAUUAAAGAGGCCUUUUCCAUUUUCCAAAUUGCCUUCCCCAUGGUCCUCACCAGCCUUCUCCUCUACUCCCGCUCCCUCAUCUCCAUGCUCUUCCUCGGCCGUCUCGGGGAGCUCCCCCUCGCUGGCGGUUCCCUCGCCAUCGGCUUCGCUAACAUCACAGGCUACUCCAUUCUCUCUGGUCUCGCCAUGGGUAUGGAGCCCAUCUGCGGCCAAGCCUUCGGUGCCAAAAGGUUCAACCUUCUCGGCCUCGCCUUGCAGAGGACCAUUCUUCUCCUCACCUUUGCUUCAAUCCCCAUUUCACUUCUUUGGUUCAACGUCAAGAACAUCCUUCUCCUUUGCAAACAGGACGCCUCCAUUGCCUCCCAAGCCCAAUUGUUCCUUCUCUACUCUGUUCCUGACCUUUUCGCUCAGUCCCUCAUCCACCCUCUUCGAAUUUACCUCCGAACUCAAUCCAUAACGCUCCCCCUCACUUUCUGCGCCACUUUUUCUAUCCUUCUCCACAUACCCAUCAAUUACUUUCUCGUUUCCUAUCUCAAUUUUGGUAUUAGAGGAGUUGCUAUAGCAGGGGUUUGGACCAAUUUCAACCUCGUCGCUUCUUUGAUCCUUUACAUACUAAUUUUCAACGUCCACAAGGAAACAUGGGGAGGCUUCUCUCUCGAAUGCUUCAAAGAAUGGGGAAACCUUCUCAAUUUGGCAAUCCCAAGCUGCGUCUCGGUCUGCCUCGAGUGGUGGUGGUACGAAAUCAUGAUCCUCCUCUGUGGCCUAUUGCUAAACCCCAAAGCCACCGUGGCUUCCAUGGGCAUUUUGAUUCAGACCACAGCAUUGAUUUACAUAUUCCCUUCGUCGCUGAGCUUCAGCGUGUCCACCAGGGUGGGGAACGAGUUGGGGGCAGAGCAGCCAAAGAAGGCCAAAUUAGCAGCCAUUGUCGGGCUAUCUUGCAGCUUCGUACUGGGGAUUAUGGCUCUGUUUUUCGCAGUGUCCAUAAGGAAAAUAUGGGCGAGUAUGUUCACAGAGGAUAAAGAGAUCAUAGCAUUGACGUCCAUGGUGCUGCCCAUAAUAGGCCUCUGCGAGCUCGGGAACUGCCCACAGACGACAGGGUGCGGCGUUUUGAGAGGGACGGCGAGGCCCAAAAUAGGAGCGAAUAUAAAUUUAGGGUGUUUUUAUUUGGUGGGGAUGCCGGUAGCAGUAGGGCUGGCAUUUUACGGUGGGUUUGAUUUCAGGGGGCUAUGGCUGGGGCUCCUGGCGGCGCAGGGGUGCUGUGCGGCGGUGAUGCUGGUGGUUUUGGGAUUCACAGAUUGGGAGCUAGAGGCAAUUAGAGCUAGGAAGCUAACCGGUGGUGGUGGCGAUGAAGCGGUGGAAGCUGAGUCAGUUGAACCUAAAAACAAGCAAGAUCGGUGCUAAUAUCACAGAUUAUCAAAAUUAAAUUUGUGACA